Synchytrium microbalum is the source of this 1599-nucleotide messenger RNA. RefSeq lists its product as uncharacterized. The transcript is spliced from 5 exons. Lineage: Eukaryota; Fungi; Chytridiomycota; Chytridiomycetes; Synchytriales; Synchytriaceae. The record is from RefSeq and is a predicted model, not a curated record. Gene Ontology annotation, molecular function: ATP binding; cAMP-dependent protein kinase activity. Bases 1 to 1599 code for a protein of 532 amino acids. Gene Ontology annotation, biological process: peptidyl-serine phosphorylation. Gene Ontology annotation, cellular component: nucleus; cAMP-dependent protein kinase complex.
AUGAACGGUAUACCGAGUGCUCCACAAGAGUCUAGGGAUGUCGCAAAUCGAGUUGUCAAAGUGCCUUCUAGUCCUUCGCUGAAAGCUCAGGCUAGUAACCAGGCUCUCCGAGCUGCGAAUCAAUCUGCUCCAUCUAAUGCCAAUGGUAGCAGCACAACUCAACCUGCCAACCUCCACAGUGCACCUCAACCCAUACCAUGGUCAACCUUACGUGAUCAGCUGCUUCCGCCCUUAUCAUCCAAUGCCUCACCUCCGCAACCUGUAAUGCCAGCUGCAAAUUGGAUCAAUCCAUCAUCUCCUUUGAGAGUGCCAACUCAAACUCAACCAACGAAUGGAAUGUCACAGCAACAGCAGCAGCAACAACAGCAGCAACAGCCAGCUCAGACGAGUCCAUCGAGUCCAUCGUUUUGGCACGCAUCAGCUCAACUAUAUGGUGGACUGUUCCAUCAUGCACAUGCUCCAACAUCGAACCCACAACCUCAGACUCGACCACCAUCUGUAAUGAAUAAUCCAGAUCCUAUAAUGUUUACCCCUCCUGCCCCAUUAUCAACAGUCCCAUCACUAAUACAUGUAUCUAGUCGUCGACAAUCGGACGCAAUGUCUGUAGAAGAUGACUCUCUAGCACGGAACCAACAACAUCCAAACCAUAGCUUUCAGUUAUCAGACUUCCAGAUUAUGAAUACUCUAGGAACUGGGUCGUUUGGUCGUGUGCAUCUCGUGCAGGAGCUGGCUACUAAGGAGUAUCGAGCUCUUAAAGUCAUGAAAAAGAGUGAGGUCGUACGGCUGAAACAGGUCGAACAUACUAUAAAUGAAAAGACUAUUUUGGAGCAGCUGAGACAUCCUUUCUUGGUUCAUUUGUAUGGAACCUUCCAGGAUAGUCAGAAUCUGUAUUUGGUUUUGGAUUAUAUUCCAGGCGGUGAAUUAUUUACUUAUCUGCGAAAGUCUGGGAGGUUCCCAACAGCAGUAGCUAGAUACUAUGCUGCUCAAGUAGUACUAGCAUUUGAAUUCCUACACGAUCGAGAGAUAAUAUAUAGAGACUUGAAGCCAGAAAACCUCUUAAUUGACAGCAAGGGCAACAUCAAAAUAACAGAUUUUGGAUUUGCUAAAUAUGUACCAGAUGUCACUUGGACGCUUUGUGGUACACCUGAUUACUUGGCUCCUGAAAUCAUUCAGGCUAAAGGAUAUGGUAAAGCUGUCGAUUGGUGGGCGCUGGGUGUUCUCCUCUACGAAAUGAUUGCUGGUCAUCCACCCUUCUACGACGAAGACCACUUCAAACUCUACGAGAAGAUCCUGGCAGGAAAACUAAGAUUCCCAAUUCAUUUCGAUGGUGAUGCCAAAGAUCUUGUACGACGUUUACUUACUGCUGACCUGACCAGAAGGUUUGGUAACCUUCGUGGAGGUGCAGCUGACAUCAAGGCUCAUAAAUUCUUUGCUGGUGUUGAUUGGAAGUCUUUGGUCGAGGGACGUAUUGCUCCUCCGUUUAUUCCAAAGAGCUCGGGACCAGCUGAUACUAGUAAUUUUGAUACAUAUCCAGAGGAUUAUGAACCUUAUGGACAACAAGUCCAUGAUCCAUUUAAAGAUAAAUUCACUGUAUUUUAA